AUGGAUGAUGAUGGACCGUUGUUCGUUGGAAGUUUACCAGCUGAAGUUGUACGACGUGUGAAUGCACUUCGAAAUCUUCAAGCAGAACAUCAUAAAAUCGAAGCAAGCUUUUUCGAAGAGGUUCAUGCACUUGAAUGUCGUUAUUUAAGCAAAUAUCAGCCACUUUACGAAAAACGUUUGAAUAUUAUCAAAAGUGCUUGUGGGCCAACGGAAGAAGAUGAAGAAAUCGAUUUCCGAAUUGUAUUGUUUCUUGUAGACUGA
Molecule: messenger RNA, 261 nt
Organism: Adineta ricciae
Lineage: Eukaryota; Metazoa; Rotifera; Eurotatoria; Adinetida; Adinetidae
Source: the annotation of a GenBank genome assembly